Messenger RNA from Melospiza georgiana, 5046 nucleotides. It is a transcript of the gene MTA3, whose product is annotated as metastasis associated 1 family member 3. Lineage: Eukaryota; Metazoa; Chordata; Aves; Passeriformes; Passerellidae. Gene Ontology annotation, biological process: negative regulation of transcription by RNA polymerase II. The record is from RefSeq and is a predicted model, not a curated record. The transcript is spliced from 19 exons. Gene Ontology annotation, molecular function: histone deacetylase binding; transcription corepressor activity; chromatin binding. The coding region runs from base 71 to 2152 and encodes 693 amino acids. Gene Ontology annotation, cellular component: NuRD complex; nucleoplasm.
UCCUUGCCCAGCCCGGCCCGGCAGAGGCGGCAGGAGGAGGAGGAGGAGGAGGGCGGCGCAGAGCGCAGACAUGGCGGCCAACAUGUACCGAGUGGGAGAUUAUGUUUAUUUUGAAAAUUCUUCCAGCAAUCCAUAUCUCAUUAGGAGAAUUGAAGAACUUAACAAGACUGCCAAUGGGAACGUGGAAGCCAAAGUGGUGUGUUUUUACAGGCGAAGAGAUAUUUCUAACAGCCUCAUAAUGCUCGCAGAUAAGCAUGCUAAAGAAGUUGAAGAAGAGUCUGAAACUACAAUUGAGGUUGAUUUGACUGAUAAACAGAAACAUCAGUUGAAGCACAGAGAGCUUUUCCUUUCUCGCCAGUAUGAGUCCCUACCCGCAACGCAUAUCAGGGGAAAAUGCAGCGUUGCACUUCUGAAUGAGACAGAAUCUGUGCUGUCAUACCUGGAGAAAGAGGAUACCUUUUUUUAUUCACUGGUGUAUGAUCCAUCAUUGAAAACACUUUUAGCAGACAAGGGAGAAAUCAGAGUGGGGCCUAGAUAUCAAGCAGAUGUGCCAGACAUGCUUGUGGAAGGAGAAUUAGAUGACAGAGAACAGGCAAAGCUGGAAGUAAAAGUAUGGGAUCCAGAUAGCCCCCUUACUGACCGUCAGAUUGACCAGUUUUUAGUUGUAGCACGUGCGGUUGGCACCUUUGCUCGAGCCUUGGACUGCAGCAGUUCUGUCAGGCAACCCAGUUUACACAUGAGUGCAGCUGCUGCUUCCCGAGACAUCACACUGUUUCAUGCAAUGGACACACUGCAUAAGCACAACUAUGACCUGAGCAGUGCCGUUGGUGUCCUGGUGCCCCUGGGAGGGCCUGUCUUGUGCAGAGAUGAAAUGGAGGAGUGGUCAGCAUCAGAAGCUAGCUUAUUUGAAGAGGCUUUGGAAAAGUAUGGCAAGGACUUCAAUGACAUUCGACAAGACUUUCUGCCUUGGAAGUCACUGACUAGCAUCAUUGAGUAUUACUACAUGUGGAAAACCACUGACAGAUAUGUGCAGCAGAAACGUCUGAAAGCAGCUGAAGCAGAAAGUAAAUUGAAACAAGUAUACAUCCCCACCUACAAUAAACCAAAUCCCAAUCAAAUAUCCAGCAACAAUGGGAAACCUACUGCAGUCAACGGAGCAAUGGGAGCUUCUUACCAGGCACAAGCCACAGUAAUAGGUCGGGCUUGUGAAAGCUGCUAUACUCCGCAGUCUCACCAAUGGUAUUCUUGGGGCCCUCCUAAUAUGCAGUGUAGGUUGUGUGCAUCUUGCUGGAUUUAUUGGAAGAAAUAUGGUGGCCUGAAAAUGCCCACACAGACAGAUGAAGAUAAGCUGUCUUCCAGCCAACCUACAGAGGAGCCGCCUGUCCGAACGCACCUGUCGCGGCAGGCCACGCAGGGCACCCCGGUGCGCAACACGGGCAGCCCCAAGUCGGCGGUGAAAACGCGGCAGGCGUUCUUUCUGCACACCACCUGUUGGACAAAACUGGCCCGGCAGGUCUGCAAAAAUACCCUCCGGCUGCGGCAGGCAGCGCGACGUCCCUUUGUCCCUAUUAACUGUGCUGCCAUUAAGGCAGAAUAUGCAGAUCGACAUUGCGAACUUGCUGGGAAUCCUCUGAAGAUAAAAAGUACCAGGAAGCCACUGUCAUGUAUCAUUGGGUAUUUAGAGAUACAUCCCGCUGUGAAACCCAGUGUAAUCAGGUCAACACCAAGCCUUCAAAGUCCAAGUGCAAAACGACUGCUUGCACCCUCCAACCACUCUUCAUUAAGUAUUUUGGGGAAAAGAAACUACAGCCAUCAUAAUGGGCUUGAUGAAUCAUCCAGCCAUACAACAAGAACAAUCAUGCAUGCUGCUCCCCACAUCCACAUGACUAAUGGGAAGGCCUUGCAAGCCAGUGCAAGUGCCAUUAAGACCAGCACCAUUCCAGUGAUCAAGAGCCAGAGGCAAAAUUGGCUUGAUGCUUCAGAUGAUGGUUUCUUUAUAGCUACAGAAGAGACCAGAAAAAUCCGUAAGAAGUUCACCAGGUCACAGCUGAAAAGAGCUUCCAGAACACCUUGUUCUCCGAUCUUUGCAAAGACAAAGUCUCUCAUGAACAAUAGGCAGGCCCCAACAGAGCCAGGACCCAUCAUACACUGAAGAUAUAACAGCAUCAGCACCAUAAUAAUGUCAAAAUCAUGUCUAAUUGUGAAUUCAGACGUAACAGGACUUCCCACAUCUCUGUGACAGAAAUGUUGUGUGGACAUAUUGUGGCCGGGUUCUGUGUUCUGGGCAGGAUCCAACAGCAGCCCUUGUUUUCCCUCAUCUCUGCCAGGGCUUCUUCUGGUUCACUGUACAGGCCUAUCCUGGAUUCCCUCUGUUCCCAGACAACGGUGUUGGCUGGUCAGGGAGGGGCUGUUUGCACUGCUCCCACUGAAUGAAUGCAGAGUCCACCCAUCACAUUUGUCUAUGCCUUCUUGUGGCUCAACAAAAAAUAUGCAGCUUUCAAAAUCAUUGCAGUGUCUUUAAAAUGGGAUUUAGCCUUGAGGUGUUGCAUUUUCAAACAGAACUGCAAACUUGGAGUGUUCUUAUUUUUCAGUAUUGGCUUGAGUCACCUUGGGUUUGAUUUUCUAUACUGAAUGUCCACAAGGACAAGGUAUUGUUCAGCAGUUCUGAAACUUAGACUGAAUUUGGAAAUGUCCAUCAUUAGUGUCCAAUUUUGAAAAUGUUGGCCAUAUUAGCUGUGUUUAAAUCCUGGAAAGUAUGAUGUGUGACAGUAAAUAUCCAGCCAGACUAGGUGCAUGUGUAGGAACUGGUCCCAUUGUCUCUGUAUUUGAAAACAUCUGCCUAUUUCUUUGGGUAUUUUUUGCAUUUCUUGAAGCCUAUUCUGAAUAGUGAAAACCAGCAGAACACCAUUCCCAGAAGACAUGAAGAAACAGUUUAUUUCCUAUUAGUAAUGUCUCUCCACAAAAUAAUUUCUACAUUUUUAUAUGUCUGGAUAAAGAGGUCUUGCAGAAUGCUUUGAAUUCAUAAAUGUAAGGCUACAGGUGGAUACUUACCAUGGAGAGAUGAUGUGCCUUUUGUAACUUCUUGUAGGAAACUGUCAGUCUCCCUGAAGGUGGGAAUGGCAACAGAGGCAGGUCUUUUAUUUCUACUCAGGUACUUACAGGUGAACAAUCUCUGCCCUACUUUGAAAUCCAGAGAAAUCCAGCGUGGAGCACUGCUGUGUGAACCUAGGGAUAUAUCAAUCAUCUGAGGCAAGUUGUCCUUCAACAGGAUUGGAUUCCAUAUGGCUUUAAAGAUGUGGUCAGACACUGAACACAUCAUAGCAAACUGAGAUGAGCUUCAAGACUUUUUUUUUUCUCUCUUUACCAGAUAGCUCCAACAGCAUAGUACAGACGUGAGGUUUUCAUCCAGUUGUGGGCAUGCACCCAGCUUUGUGGUUAGAAAGACAAGGAUGUAAGUGACAUCUCAUGCUUCUGGGUGAUCGCCCAAAAAUUAUUUCCCCCCAUGCAUUUUAUUGUUUCAGUCUGAAAGAGCAUCUGUGAUCUCAGCCUAAAACUAGCCAUACUCUCCAUGUAGGAUUUUUUGAGCUCCUAAGACAGUGACCCAGAUGCUUCCUCAAAGAAGAAAGCACUCUGACCUCUUGAAGGGACUUGCUGAUGAUUUUCCAUAAUGAUGGAUACAGGUCUUGUCCACUGUCCUUCACCAGCAAGAAAAGGAUGGAUACAAGGAGAAGUUGAUGACAUGGAGUGCUUGCUCCUAGUGCCCUGAACAUUUUAGCGAAUGUCAUUGAUUCAGAUUCAGUUGGAGAAGACCUGGGAUUCAUUUACCUACAGUACUUUCCAGUAGCCAUUGAAAUGUGCAGCUCUAGAAGUCUUCUAGGCACCGGAUCUGCAUUUUCCUCUAAACAGGAGGGCUUUUUAUCAGACAGCUGAAUGGAGACAACCUACUCUUAUUAGUAAGAAUUGCCUUUAUUAACUGCAACAUAUGGAAACACCUUCUGUAUAAUAGCUUCCUCACCCAUUAGAAUAAAGAGAACAUGAUUAUUCAGCAAUCUGUUUGACUGAAAGUAUGAAAAACAUGAACAUAACGAGCUUUGUCUCCCUCAGACAUCACUGAAAUCACACACAGCAGACUCAUUUUCCAAGUGUUGUUAGCUGUAAGGUGGUAGAUUUUUUUUACCCUGCCUUAUUAAGCCUGUACUCAAAUGAUUUCUUUUAGUCAGUGUGCUCCAGUGUCUAGACAGUAUUUUGUAGAAUCUGUGUGUUCCUGCUUUUGACAAAAAGUAUUAGUAUCUGUAAUAGUCUGAUGUGGAGUCAUUUUUUGUUCUUUCCCUCUGAGGAGAGAGUGACUGGUAACACAGCUCCCUGUCAGCAGCCAGCUGCCUGGUACCAUUAUCUUUUGCAUCAAAUAGCCUAGGUAAGGAAGAAUCCUUUGCAGCUCUAAGCUGAGGUGCUUCCUCUGGAUACACUGGAAAUAAUCUUCCACCUCUGCCCAGCAGAGCCAUUCCCCAGGCUCCAACAGCCCAGCCUUGGGGUGGGUAAGGCCUGGAGGAGACUGAUGGCUGGAACAACUUCUGCUCUGUCCUUCAGCAGUUCUGCAUGCAGCUGCAGAGGGACAUCCUCUCUCCUACACUGCCCACAGUGCACAGAGAAACGGCACACCAGGCAUUGCACCUUAGCUUUUACCUGCUCUCUCUUCAUCUGUCCCUCAAGAUGUUCUCCAGAGAUGGAUGCAGGAUUUACCCGUGAAUUUUGACUGAGAGUGUGGAUGGAAGAUGUGCUCAAAUUGUGUUCCUCCUGCUGGGUUUGGGCAUAAUGAUUUAAAUUUUUGUAGGAAUUGUGAAACUCCUCAUCACAAUAUCAUGCAAUUCCAUGCUUUCUGUUGAGUUAAAAUAUUUUUCACUGGCUGUGAGCGAAGAUGACACAUUCCUCUGUAAACUGAAACAGUAUAUCCACAACAAAUUGGAGCUCUGUACUUCUUUAUCAAUCUUCCCAAGUUACUUAUUUUAAAACCAGCCAACAUAUAUCAGUCAUCAACAACAACACUGA